Messenger RNA from Macrosiphum euphorbiae (potato aphid), 1446 nucleotides. NCBI's taxonomy places the organism in Eukaryota, Metazoa, Arthropoda, Insecta, Hemiptera, Aphididae. The record is from the annotation of a GenBank genome assembly.
AUGGGAGGUUCAAGCGUACUGAACUAUAUGAUAUAUACCAGGGGUCACAAAAAAGAUUAUGAUGGAUGGGCUGAAGCAGGAAAUGUUGGCUGGAAUGCAGACGAAGUAUUUAAAUAUUUUCUUAAAUCAGAAAAUGCAAAUAUCACUCUUCGAGAUUAUGGUUUCCAUCAAGAGGGAGGGUACCUUUCAAUAUCAGAAUCACUAUAUAAGAGUAGGUUAGCAAAGUCAUUUGUUCAGUCAGGAUAUGAGCUUGGAUAUCCUGUAAGAGAUUUAAAUGGAAAAAAUCAAAUAGGAUUUAAUUUUCACCAAUUGACUAUGAAAAACGGAUUAAGACAUAGUACCAACGUAGCGUUUCUUCAUCCGAUACGCAAACGAAAAAAUUUAUAUAUAAAAAAAAAAAGUCACGUAACUCGGAUAUUGUUUGAUACAACUGGCCGUAGAGCAAUUGGAGUAGAAUACUACAGGGGAAACAAAAAAUAUAGAGUUUUUGCUCGCAAAGAAGUUAUAAUUUCAGCCGGAGCAAUUAAUUCUCCACAAUUACUCAUGUUGUCAGGGAUCGGACCAAAAGAUCACUUGAUAUCAAAAGGUAUAGAUGUUUUACGCGAUCUACACGUAGGCCGUAAUCUAAUGGAUCAUGUGGCUUUAGGGGGUUUAACAUUUAUUGUAAAUGAUACAAGUUCAAUUAAAACGCAAAGGGUUUUGGAAAAUCCCAAUAACCUGCAUGAUUUCCUAAAAUAUCACUCAGGGCCUAUUUCAAUACCCGGAGGAACCGAAGCACUGGCUUUCUUCGACUUGAAUCGUCCUAAUGAUGUUGAUGGUCAUGCCGAUCUGGAAUUAUUAUUUAUAAAUGGAGCUGUUAGCUCAGAUGAAACGCUUAAAAAAUCAUUUGGCAUUAAUGAUAACGUGUACAACAGUGUUUUCAAAAAUACAGAACAAAAAAAUACAUACAUGAUAUUUCCAAUGAUCAUGAGACCAAAAAGCAAAGGAUGGAUAGAAUUAAAGGACCGUAACCCAUUUCGAUAUCCAGCGAUUUACCCAAAUUAUUUUUCUGACGAAAGAGAUCUAGAUGUAAUAGUGGCAGGUGUAAGAAAAAGUGAACAAUUAUCACAAACGGAUGCUAUGAAACGUAUUGAUGCCAAAUUAUGGAAUGAGCCCAUACCAGGUUGUGAACAUAACCAAUUUGACUCGGACGAUUAUUGGAAGUGUGCAGCUAGACACCUGACAUUUACUAUAUAUCAUUUGGCUGGAACGUGUAAAAUGGGACCAUUAGGAGAUCCUACAGCUGUAGUGGACCCAAGGUUAAGAGUUCAUGGGUUGAAAGGCCUAAGAGUUAUUGAUGCCUCAAUCAUGCCUGUAAUUAUAUCCGCGCAUACUAAUGCACCAACUAUCAUGAUUGCUGAAAAAGGAUCAGAUCUAAUUAAAGAAGAUUGGGGUAUUAUUAUUUAA